Molecule: messenger RNA, 1347 nt
Organism: Saprolegnia parasitica CBS 223.65
Lineage: Eukaryota; Oomycota; Saprolegniomycetes; Saprolegniales; Saprolegniaceae
Exons: 8
Coding region: 1-1347 (448 amino acids)
Cellular component (GO): Golgi apparatus
Source: RefSeq, a predicted model, not a curated record
AUGUCGUCCGACGAGGCCGAGACCGGGGCGGCGACGGGCGCCGAGGCCAUGAGCACGGAGACCUUGGUGGCGGCCGUCAAGGCCUACAAGGACCGCUGCGUGCGCCUCGAGACGCUCAUCGCGCAGCAGAAGCAUGCGAUGCAUGCGGUCGAGGAAGAGAACAACAAGAUGAAGCGCAUCAUGGUCGGCGCCAAGCGCAGCCUCGAGAACAAGAAGGCCGCGUGCGAAGCGCUCCAGCAGCAGGUGCUCGAGCUCAAGGCCGCCGAGAAGAAGGCACCGGACGCGGCCACGAGCGCCAAGCGGGAGCCUCGGCGCAUUCUGCAAAAGGUCAAGCAAGCGAUGCCAAUGGGCCCGACGCUGCUUUGGUGUCUUGUCGAGUACGCGAGCGAGAACGACUUGGACGACGAUGUGAAGCCGCCCGAGUGCGACUGGGUCUCGUUCCGCUCCGAAGACGAGCUGCACGACUACAUUCGCAAGACGAGCGGCGAGCCGCUUCGGCUGCCCGAGUUGUCGCUGACGCCGCCCGAGAUCCAAGAGAUGAAGCAAGAACUUAGCGAAGAGCUCGAGCGUGUCCAGGAAGAGUUUCGGCGGUACCGCGUUCGGGCCGAGAUUACAAGGAAACAAAAGGACGCUGAAAUCCGAAAGAUGAGCGCAUCGACGCUGGCGCGGCAGCAAGAGCAGCUCUCGGGCACGGAUGUCCAGAACGAGCUCCAGGCCGCGCGGCUGCAAGUGCGCCGGCUCGUCCAGCUCCAGACGAUGGCCGACGAAAAGGAGAGCGAGUGGAGCGAAAAGUACGCCAAGCUCCAGCGCGAGCACGAAAAGCUCAGCGGCGCGAUGGGCGAGACCGUCCUUGCAAUGGAGUGGCGAGAGCGGUACGAGGCGGUGCUCCGAGAAAAAACGGACCUCGAAGCCAAGCUCUCGUCGAGCGACGCCAGCUUCCAGCUCGCGCAGGACCUCGACGGCAACGACGUGGCCAAGCUCAAGACCGAGUUUGCGCUCUACCGCAAGCGCGCCAUGCAGGUCGUCGAACAAAAGGAGAAGGAGCUGCAGGCCGCGAGGGGCCAGCUCGGGGAUGCGCCGCGGUCCAACUCGUCGGGGACGUUUUCAUCGGCGGGCUUGCGACGCAUGAGUAGCUCCAACAGCCUCAGUGGCUUUGAGACGUCGCCGCACGCACCGACGACGAACGAGUACCUCAAGAACAUCGUCGUCAAGUACAUGAGCACCGAGCACGCCGAGGUCAAGGAGCACAUGGAGAAGGCGAUCGCGACCGUGCUCCAGUUCUCGCCCUCGGAGCUCAAGCUCAUCGAGGACAAGCGGCACGCGGCGUCGGGCUGGGCGCUCUGGUGA